Messenger RNA from Mytilinidion resinicola, 1599 nucleotides. Its product is annotated as cytochrome P450. The record is from RefSeq and is a predicted model, not a curated record. Gene Ontology annotation, molecular function: oxidoreductase activity, acting on paired donors, with incorporation or reduction of molecular oxygen; heme binding; iron ion binding. Bases 1 to 1599 code for a protein of 532 amino acids. The transcript is spliced from 4 exons. NCBI's taxonomy places the organism in Eukaryota, Fungi, Ascomycota, Dothideomycetes, Mytilinidiales, Mytilinidiaceae.
AUGCAAUUCAGCAUCGUAGCAGCAGCCUUGGCCAUGCUUGCCUUUGCACUGACAACCACCGUGGGCGCAUACCGUCGUUGGAACAAGGCAAACAGUCCUUGGGGGUUCCCGGGCCCGGGUCUGAUCCCCUACAUCGGCCACGUUCACGACCUCCCUGAAUGUUUCUGGCUCAAGCUCGCAGAAUGGUCCUACAAAUACGGCGGUAUCUACAAGACGCGAAUGAUUGGAUGGAACUUCGUCAUCAUCUCGGAUGAGUCCAUCGCUAAUGACCUCCUCGUUAAGCGCGCAAAGAUCUACUCCGACAGACCCGCCGUGCCAUCCCUUAUUGACUCGAAGAGCAACCAUGGGAUGUUGUCAUACCUGCCACUCAUGGGUAGGAACCAAGCUUGGGUUCGCCAGCGCAAGUGGGCUCACUCGUACCUGACGCAAUCUUCUGCAAUCAAAUACAAGGGCAUCAUGGAGUUUGAGGUCAAGCGCCUGCUCUUCAUUCUCCUCAGCGACUCCGAGAAGUUCAGCUUCCAUAUCGAGAACCAGGCUUCGAAGGUUAUGUGCACGCUUGCAUUCGACGAUCCCAGCUUCAGUCCUCAGAUGCGAAUGAGUGCCUGGGGUCUACUUACUCAGAUGUCACCGAAUGGUCCUAUCACAAAUGUCUUGACACCGCUCUGGCACUUGCCACUCUUCCUUAAUCCGUGGAAGCGAAGCGAACUUGUCCGCCGAGGUAUACAGCAGGCUUUCUGGAUGGACCUGUUGAACGGUGCACGAGAGAAAUGGCAAGCUGGACAGCUGCGACCGUGCUGGGCGAGACAAUAUCUGGAGCUUGGGGAUAAGUCCCCCCUCCUUGGCGACUUCGAGGGUCAUUCUGCUCUUGGCAUGCUCGCUUUGGUUGGCGUAUUCACGGUCGGAGGACCCACCCAAACCUAUUUGAUAGCGAUGAUCCAAAACCCGGAGUGGAUGGUCAAGUGCCAAGAGGAGAUCGAUCGCAUAUGCGAGGGUCGGCCACCAACUCUGCACGACUAUGGCAAUCUUCCGGUGCUCCGCGCUUGCAUCAAGGAGACUUUCCGAUGGAGAUCGCCUGUCCCGACCGGCGUUGCCCACGAGUUAGAGGCUGACGACUACUACCGCGGCGGCUUUAUUCCAAAGGGAACGAGGGUUAUUCCCCUUGACUGGGCCAUGAUGCGCAACAAGGCGAAGUACCCCGACCCUGAGAACUACCACCCAGAGCGCUGGCUUGAGCCGGGAUGGCCAACCUACAAGGUGCCUCUCACUGAGUUCCCGACAAUCAAGGGAAUGUCCUCUUUUGGUUGGGGCAUUCGGGCCUGCCUCGGACAAACUCUCACUCAAGACGCGCUCGUUGUUCUAUGCGGGGGUCUCAUGUGGGCCUUCAAUGUCAAACACAAGACGGACCCGGUCACCGGCGCCAUCAUCCCCAUCUCGCCCAAGACAACCGCCGAGGUCAUCACAAAGCCACUGCCAUUCGAGAUGGUAUUCGAACCGAGAAGCGAAGAGCGCAAGGCUACCAUUGUUUCGAACUGGCUCGAAGCUGAGGCCAAAGACACCAAGGAACGCCAUGAGUUUCUGCGUGCAGCAUCUUCCCACUAG